AUGGCCAUUACACAAACCCGCCCGGCCGAGGUUCCUCGCACCAAGCUGCCAUAUUAUGACCUGGCUACUCACAGCGAAGAAGCCGACGCCAAGCCGGUUGCCCAACAACACUACACUUCCGCUCUUAAGGCUACGCCUAUUAUCAGAUCUACGCCCUCUAUUCUGAAAGCAUUCACAGCAUUUGUUGCCGGCAUCACUGACCUAGAAGAGGUCGCCUUCACUGCCAACUACGCCGAUAUCGACAGCGCUCCUCCCCAGCGCCUGCUUGCCACAGCCUCCAUCCCUGGAAGCUCCAAGCCGCGCAUCUUUACAUCAGACCACAUCGAGUUUGCUACAUUCAACGCGGAAGAUUUCAAUGAGAAUGACCUGGAUUUCGAGAUUGAAAUCACCUCUGCUGCCGCACCGGCGGCCGAGUCGACCUCUCGUGCUUUCCGCUUGAUAGUCCAGCCCCUCGAAGACGGAAGUGCUGCAGACUUGACACUCUCAAUAGACGCCAAGCACGGCCACCCUGUGCUGGCCACACACCUGCUGGAGCUCGUCGCCAAGUACCUGGCCCCUUCAUCGACGCAGGCUCCUGAGACGAAGCUGUCUAACUUGAACUACCCUCCCAAGCUAUGGAAGGCCCCCGUACUCAAGACAGACUUGCACCUUGAGCAAAACUACCCCGCCUUGAUGCACGGUGCGUUCGAAAGACGUGUCCUCGAAUUCCCGGAUCGCAUCGCCGUCGAAGCCGUUGCCGAUGAUUCCUUCACAGUCCGAAAAUGGACAUAUCUCCAGCUGAACGCUGAUGCGGAAGGGCUGGCGGAAGAGCUGCUUCUCAUGGAGCGCACCAUCAGCUGGACGCCUGCCUACAAAUGCCAACGCGCUAUUCCUCUAUUCCUGCCGGCCGGCCCCGAGUUUUACAUCACCGUCACCGCCAUGCUCAAGACUGGUCUCGCAGUCUGCUCACUGCCGAUGGAUGCGCCCCCGCAGCGUCUUCUGGACAUUGUAGAAGACACUAGAUCGUCCGUGGUUAUCGGUGUCGGAAGCAGGCCAUUCCCUGGCGUUAACCUGGAGGAUGGCUCUGAAGCUGCCGAAGCCCUCAAGAAACUGACAUGGGUUGAUAUCAACGACUUUACCAAAUGGCGCUCCAACUUCGCUGUCGACCUGCAGACUCCUCUGUCCCAGCACCCACCUACUGAAGAAGACCUGGCAUACAUUCUAUACACUAGUGGUUCGACUGGUAAGCCCAAGGGAGUACUCAUCUCUCAUUCUAUGGCCACUUGUGGUGUACACGGCCACGCCGAAGCUUUUGAGCCCCUACCCGCUGGCCCCGAGCUGCGCUGGCUGCAGUUUGCUAUGCCGACCUUCGAUCUCUCCUUGAUGGAGCUCUUCGUGACGCUCGGGUACGGCGGAACAGUUUGCUCGGCCGAGCGCUCCCUCAUGCUCUCCGACAUUGAAAAAGCCGUCAACUUCUUCAAGGCCACAGCGCUCUUUACCGUUGCAAGCAUGGCCACUCUGCUAAGACCCAAGGCGCUGCCAACCCUUACUACGAUCGUUUCCGGUGGCGAGGCUCUCACGAAAUACGCCAUUGAUAACUUUGCUUACGACGCGCCUCGCGAACCCAACACCGAGCCUAAGAGAGUUAUCAAUAUCUACGGACCUACCGAGGCCACAAUGUGCGCUACAUAUGAGAACGCUGCUCUCGGUACCCGUGGAUCUAUCGCCGGUACUCUUUUCUCUUGCGCGUCUGUCGUUCUGGUUGAUGCAAACUCGUCCGAUGACCUUAUUCAGGUCCCUAUGGGCCUCACCGGUGAGAUCGUCUUUGGCGGUCCCAUGGUCGGCUACGGCUACAUGAACCGCCCCGAAGAGACUGCCAAGGCCUUCACCUCUGGUCUAAGCUUGGGUCCUGUUUACCGCACUGGUGACAAGGGCCGCAUUGUCUUCAGCCCGGAAGGCGAGCCCAAGCUGGAAAUUCUCGGUCGCCUGAACAUGGAGCAGGUCAAGCUCAACACUCGCCGCGUCGAACUCGGAGAGAUCGAAUCGACUAUUGCAAGGGUCGAGGCUGUCCGUGAAGUUGCCACUGUCGUGCUAAAUGGUAGCUUCCUGGCUGCCUAUGUCGCUGUACGCGAAAAUUUUGACGAUGUCACAAACGCGGCCCUGAUUUCACAGUGCCGAGAGGUUGCAGAUGAGGGUCUACCUGGAUGGAUGCGACCCGUUGAAUACAUCGUCGUACCCAAGGUGCCACGCACGUCGAGUGGUAAGGUCGACCGCAAGACACUUCAGAAGGUGGCCAUCGAAGACUUUGGUAGCUCCAUUACCCAGAAGCAAGCCAUCAACAGCAACUUGACAUACGAGGGCAUCGUCGAUCUCAAGGACAAAGAAAGUGUCUCAGCCAUGCUCAAGCACAUUCUCAUCGCUAUUCUCGGCGAAGGUGCUACCGAGGUCGCCGAGUCCCCUCUCGCUCUCACAACCUAUGGUCUUGACAGCCUGCGCUCGAUGAAGCUUCUCCAAGAGCUCCGACGCCAGGGUGUGGAGGGACUAGCGAUCAAGGACGUCCUCGUCGGCCAGAAUUUCGCCGAAGUUGUGAAGUCGAUCCUUGAGGUGCAUCUGGCUCAGCUUAAGGCGGCCGAGGAGGCGGCUGCUGCUAACAACGAUGAACUUGUGGAGAUUGAGGAUGAGGAGGAGAUUCUGUUCCUGCCUCUUGGCGCCAAGCUCAAGCACUUUGAGCAUAAAUGCAGAGCCAAGUGCGUUGAGGCCCUCAACAUCCCCAGCGAGGAUAUUGUCGAGGUCCUACCUGCCACCGGUCUCCAGACCCGCGUCCUCUCCAGCAUCGAGGAGUCGGCGGAUAUCCUCAAGGUCAGCAAGCCAUGGGUUGAACACUACCCUUACCUAGUUCCCGACCACAUCGACGCCGACCGCCUGGAGGCUGCCGUUAUCACGGCUCUUGAAGGACGCGACGCAUUCCGAACCGUCUGGGUACAAGUUGAGCAUCCUCUCGCUCCCUACGCCCAGUGUGUUCUGUCCCCCAGCUCGCCGCACGCCAAGCUUCCCAUUCUCCGCAUGGAGGUGCCAGUCUACGACGAGCGGCCCAACAGCCUGUGGCAUCGGACUGUUGAUAAUGUCCAAAAGUCUGCCGAAGAGAUCUUCGGCCUCCACAGCCUCGGCUGCGUGACGUCGUUUGUCCGCUCAGCAGACAAGAAGCACUGCGUCGUGGUCUUCUCCGUGUUCCACGCCAUCUACGACGGCAUGAGUCUCCAGGCUCUCCGCCGCGACAUCGCUGAGGCCUAUCACGGCCUGCCCAUUUCCAGCGCAGGAAAGCCAGGCGUGCGCGUGCCCGUCGAGGAGCAUCUCAAGUCUGACUGGCUGGGCACGAGCAUGUUUUGGGCUCAGCGCAUGGCCGGGGUCGCUUCCUUCAAGGCCGGUGACAGGGUAUUCAAGACCGAGGGAGCCGAGUUCACCACCGUCAACACGAAUGUCGGUAUCGCUAGCGAAAGCCUCGAAUGCACCUUUAGCACCGGCGAGCUCUUCGCCAAGGCCAAGUCCGAGGGCCUGUUCACUCCCAUGGCCGUGAUCCAAGCCGCCUGGUCCAUGACGCUGGCCCAGACCCUUGUCGGAGACGAAGCCGCCCCCAAGUACGACGUGCAGUUUGGCAGCGUCUUCCACGGCCGCCACACGGCCGACUCCCUGGACGCCUUUGCCCUGAUGCUCGACGGUCUGCCUACGCGCAUCUCCUUCGAGGACGGCAAGAAGCUGACGCACCGCGAUAUCUGCUCGCAAAUGUUCAAGCAAUACACCGACACCCUCGGCUUCACCGAGAUGCCCUGCCCCAGCAUCCAGUUUGCCCGCAGCACGCGCCGCUUUGACAGCUCUGUCAUCCUGCAGACGUUCCCCGCGCCCGACAUCGCCGUGGACAUGGACGGCUUCCCCGCAUUCAAUCGCGCCAACGAUAGGGUCACGCCAUGGAAGGAGACUUCCUCUGAUACGCCCAUUCUGAUUGAGAUGUGGCCGGGUGUGAACAGGACUGAAGAUAAGCUCAGCAUCCGGUGUUCGUACAGCCAGGUGUGGCCGGGCUAUGAGUUCAUGACGCCAGAGUGGGUGCAGGGUCUGCUCGUCACCUUCAACAAGGCCUUGACCCAGGUCAUCACCAACCCCGACGGCGUUUUCGAUGUUGUUCAGGGCACCGUCGGCCACCCAGACGCCAUGGAUUGCUCUGAAUAG
Molecule: messenger RNA, 4200 nt
Organism: Cordyceps fumosorosea ARSEF 2679
Lineage: Eukaryota; Fungi; Ascomycota; Sordariomycetes; Hypocreales; Cordycipitaceae
Product: AMP-dependent synthetase/ligase
Exons: 2
Coding region: 1-4200 (1399 amino acids)
Biological process (GO): secondary metabolite biosynthetic process; amino acid activation for nonribosomal peptide biosynthetic process
Cellular component (GO): cytoplasm
Molecular function (GO): catalytic activity; phosphopantetheine binding
Source: RefSeq, a predicted model, not a curated record